Colletotrichum truncatum is the source of this 1254-nucleotide messenger RNA. RefSeq names its product beta-ig-h3 fasciclin. The record is from RefSeq and is a predicted model, not a curated record. Gene Ontology annotation, cellular component: fungal-type vacuole membrane. Gene Ontology annotation, biological process: macroautophagy. Lineage: Eukaryota; Fungi; Ascomycota; Sordariomycetes; Glomerellales; Glomerellaceae.
AUGCGUCCUUCAAUUUGGUCUUUUGUGGUGAUGGCCGGCUCCUGCCUGGCCCAGGGCGACCUUGCGGCCCUUCUCGCCUCCCAAGCCGACCUCAGCACUCUGCUCGAACUCGUCAGUCUCGUGGAUGGUCUCGCAGAGACUCUCGCCUCGUCUUCCAACAUCACCAUCAUCGCGCCGACGAACCAGGCCUUCGCCAAUGUGCCCCGCGACAUUCCGGAAGGCCAAGCCAUCGAGCUUCGCAACGAUACCAUUGCAGUUGGAGCUCUCCUUGCGAACCACGUCUUCAAAGGAGUUUACCCGUCGAGCGUCAUCACCGAUAUUCCCACGUUUGCCCAGACUCUGCUCGACGACUCUUACAUUACUGAGAUCCAGCCUUUCUCCAACUUCACUGGUGGCGCCUACAAUGGACUCGUCAAGAACGGAAGUGAUGUGUGCAUCCUGUCUGGAGAGCAAACCAUCUCUACCGUCACCCAAGCUGACAUUACCCUGGGCGGCAUUACCAUCCACAAGGUCGACACAGUCAUGUCAUUUGGCGCUCCGUUCCAGCUCUUCACGUUCCGAGCCGGCUACCUCGCCAUGAACGCCGCGCUGGAGGCUGCCCACCUGAACUUUGCAUUUGGCGAGACUGGAGCCGACGUCCAAGGCCUCAACAUCUCUGACUACACCAUCUUUGUGCCCACCGACGAAGCCUUCGAGUCGAUUGGCUCCGUGCUCCAGACGGCGGACAUUGAGACGCUCCAAGAGGUCCUUCGCUACCACAUCAUUCCCAACAAUGUCAUCUUCUCGCCUUCCCUGGGCAAUGUCACUGUCAAAUCCCUCCAAGGCACCGAUCUGACCUUCACCGUGUUGCCGGAUGGCUCUGCUUGGGUGAACAACGCAAGAAUCACGUUUCCCAACACCAUUCUGUACAACGGCAUCGCCCACGUGAUUGACAGCGUGUUGAGCCCUGCGCCCUUUGACCGCGCCUCUUUGGAGCCGUCUGCGCCGGCGGCCGAUCGCGUCGCUUUCCCUAACGCGACCUCGGUCUCGAGCCUUCCUUUCUCGACCGUCUCUUUCGCAACGGAUCUGAUGACUUACACGACGACCCCGCGACUCCUUCAGACCGUUGCUGCCGUCGCAACCCCUGCUACCAACGCUACCACCACGGCUUCAAACCGACCGGUUCCUGUUCCCACUGGAGCUGCUGGUGGACUGCUCCCCGGCGCGGUUUGGGCCCUCUCCGCCGCAGUUGGCAUCGCUGCUUUCCUUGCCUAG